AUGGCGCGCCUCCACCUCGUGGCAGCGGCCAUGGCCGUGCUCUUCGCCGUCGCCGCCGCGCAGGCCCCCGGCGCCUCCCCGACGCCCGCCCCCAGGCCCCAGCCCAUCCCGCCGCCGCCUCCAGCUCCGGCCACCCCUCCCGCGCGGCCUCCGGUGAUGGCCCCACCGACCUCCGCCCCCGCGCCCGCCCCGACGGCCCUGGCGCCGGCGCCCACGGCCGCCGCCCCGGCGCCGGAGUCCGUCAUCUCGUCGCCGCCGGCGCCUGCCCCGGGCACGAUCGCUCUGCCCCCAUCCGACGCCCCGGCCGCCUCGCCCCCGCCGCCGAGCGCCGCCACCGGCCUCGCCCCCGCCACCACGUGGGCCGCCGCCGCCGCAGUGGCCGCCGUCGCGGUCUUCUACUGA
Messenger RNA from Lolium perenne, 402 nucleotides. The record is from RefSeq and is a predicted model, not a curated record. NCBI's taxonomy places the organism in Eukaryota, Viridiplantae, Streptophyta, Magnoliopsida, Poales, Poaceae.